This is a messenger RNA of Leucoraja erinaceus (little skate), 2049 nucleotides long. Its product is annotated as transcription factor ATOH7-like. Lineage: Eukaryota; Metazoa; Chordata; Chondrichthyes; Rajiformes; Rajidae. Gene Ontology annotation, molecular function: protein dimerization activity. Gene Ontology annotation, biological process: neural retina development; regulation of DNA-templated transcription. Bases 1246 to 1698 code for a protein of 150 amino acids. The record is from RefSeq and is a predicted model, not a curated record. The transcript has a single exon.
AAUGCUCUCAACUGUUGUCCAGAAUUGAUGACAGCAUUUAUCAAGAAAGAAUUUAAAAAAAUGAGACGAUGUCAUGAGACUAUUCUGAAGAUAAAAUGAACUAACUGAGAAGGAAAUGAAAGCCAACUAAGCGAAUCGGAGAUUCAAAACUCUGCUGGACUAGAACUGAUGCGAAUCUCUGCAAAUUCACCCAGAUACUGCAGGACAGCGUCACUGCCGUUUCAUUCUGAACCCAUUUCUACUUUGUUGGUACUAAAACGAUGUUAAACAUACUGGACAGUCAUAUUUUGCAUAAAAUAAUACAACAUGACCAUGUUCUCGUGAAGCUACGGGUUGCAAUGCACAGAUUUAUAUAAAGGGCAUUAUUUUCAGUUAUUUCAAGCUACAUGCUAACGUUUCGUGGCCUUUCUGCAACGUACACAUUGACUGUAAUACUAUUGGCAUUACAAGUGAUACACUUCCCCGUUAUAUUUCGUGGCAUUUCGCUUUCCUCUGGCCCUUGGGAACCAGGGAAACUCACGUUAAGAAUUUAUGUUAAUCGCCUUUUGGAUAUUAAUCAAUGUCCACGUUUUUCACACUCAAGGUACAUUUCAACAUAUGGAAACUACUGGAAAGCGAGUGCUUGCAGCGAUGGGGCUCUGGUCCGAUCAGAUUUUCCCAGGGAGGAAUGGUGCUGGGACUCUGGCUGGGGACGCGGUUCCACCUGCUGCCACCUGUUAAAGGCGCAGUCCGGGGCUAUAAAACCAGGCACUGACAGGCUGUUCGCCGCACUCCCAUUGCACCAGCCAUCCCUGAAUCAAACCCCGCUACUUCCCUCAACGAUCAGCGGCUGGGGUUCGCUUCCAGCGGGGGCGCCGGUCAAGAUCAACAGCUUUGCUUGCUGUGCGAUCUCCCCCGCUCUGCUCUGCUCUCCCGCAGCAGACAACGGGAGGGCCAGUCUCGAACCGGGAUCAAACCUGGAAAAAAAGUAUUCUCCUCCACAGUCCGUUACAUUAAAACAAUCACAACUGUUACAAGCGGAUGUGUUAUUGUGAGAAUCGUCUACAGCCGCCCCACCCCGUCCCCGCAGUUGGAGGCCGGACCCCAGGUCCAGGUAGCGACACCCCGGGGCAGGUGAACAGGUGAGAGGCAGGUGCGAAGCUCAGGCUCCGGAGCGGAUGCCGGCCGGUUCCCCCAGCCAGGGCGAGGCAGCCGGGGCAAGACUCCAAGCAUCUUCGGACGGACACGGCUCCGGGAGCAGCAGAGAUGAAAUCUAACGGGUCGGCCUGCGCUCCGCCACCUGCAGCGGAGCUGGACGCUGGCGAGAGUUGCGAGGCGGGUCUGGGCGGUGCUGACAGGGCGGAGAGCUGCGUCCGCCAGAGGAUGGCCGCUAACGCCCGCGAAAGGAGACGCAUGCAGGGACUCAACACCGCCUUCGACCAGCUCCGCAAAGUGGUGCCACAGUGGGGUCAGGACAAGAAACUUUCCAAAUACGAGACACUGCAGAUGGCCCUGAGCUACAUCAUGGCCCUGACCCGAAUAUUGACCGAGGCCGAGCGCCACGGCGGCGACAGGAGCUGGAUUCACAUCCAGUACGAGCACGUACAGGGGAGCGAGGACAUGCAGACUUACGCGGAACAGCAGGCUUUGGAGAAGAAGAACUGUUAUACGGACAGCAUCUUCCCCUUCAACCACGACACUUACCCGAUAGUCAAUUAAAUUGCCAGUGGCAGAGGAAGGCUCGUACAAACCUUGAACAGAAUCUGGCGAUGCUUCAGUUUAAAUACACCAGUCCUGCUGGCGAUUGUAUGAAGUUAGACAAGUUUUGUAGUAGUAAGAUUUGAUUCGCUGUGAUAUAUGUAAAUAGUAUACAAAAUACGUUGCUGAACUUAUCACGCUACAACGUUUCCAAUACACUGGUUUCAUAUGUACAUACAUUUUACUGAAGCAGUUCCCUGUAAAAUUAGGAACACAAUUCGACGUUUGCAUGCAAAUAAUGACUUUUAGAGUAGAAAUUGUUAAAGGUUUUAUAAAAGGCUUUAUAUGUUUUUUUAAAAAGUUCUGAUUGCU